AUGGCGCCCAAUCAGCCAGCGAAUUCCUUCCGCUCAGAGUGGCGAGGUGGAAGGGAACUAGAAGAUUGCCAAAUCAGAGAGCUUCAGGCCCAAUCCCAUAACGGUCACUGUGCCCUACAGUCUUUUGUGAAGGGCACUUGGAAGAAGUGUGCAACUUGGGUUAAGUGUGGAUCAAGUGGGGAAAAAGGACAUGAUAAAUUUAUGCACAUGGGAAUCUGGACACCCUACACACUCUCACCCCUGGCCGGGAAUGCGCAAUCGAAGAGUGCAAGUAUGGAAGUAUGUUUCCAUGCGGAAAUCGUAAGGGAUGACUCCAACGGACUUCCCAUCGUCCACCACGAGAAGCGUGUGUGUGAUCUUCCGCCCAACCACAGAUUUCCAAUGGGAAAGUUCCCCUGGGUUUUACAGUUUGUACUACAAGACCAAGUUAUCACAGAACAGCAGGUGUGGGUCCCUGAAAUGGCCUCGAAAGACUUGCUUAGUUGUGUUCACACUGAGGAUUACCCGAACAAAUUCAUCAGUGGGAGGAUAAAUGAGGAGCAGAGGAGGACGACGGGAUGUCCCUGGAGCAAGGGUAUAGUGAGAUGUUGUCGAUAUGAGACAGGUGGGACUGUUUUAGCCGCUCAGGUAGCUCAGCAGAGGGGUCUGGCUUGCAGCACAGCAGGAGGAACCCACCACGCAUUUCCCAGCUACGGCUCUGGGUGUUGUCUCCUCAGUCACUUAGCAGCUGCAGCCAAAUAUCUGAUGAGCAACUCUUCCAGCAAACGGAGGAUUCUGAUCGUGGAUUUAGACGUGCAUCUGGGUGAUGGCACUGCUUUUAUAUUAGAGGAGCCAUCUGUGUUUACGUUCUCAGUGCAUUGUGGGAAAAAUUUCCCCCUCUGCAAACAGCAGAGUGACCUAGAUGUAAGUGUGGAGUACCUCUCCACAGUGGAAGCCCACCUACCAUGGCUUCUGGACACUUUUCGCCCAGAUUUGGUUUUAUAUGAUGCCGGCGUUGACCCUCACUGGGAGGAUGAGCUUGGGAGGCUUUCUCUGACGGACCACAGGCUUCACAACAGGGAUCUUUAUGUGAUGAAGGCAGCAGUGAGCAGAGGGAUUCCUGUUGCUACGGUUAUCGGCGGAGGGUACUCCAGAGAUAUGGACAAACUGGCCCUCAGACACUCCAUCGUCCACAGAGCAGCUACUCAGGUAAAGAAAACCCUCGUAUGAAUAAAACCUUCAGCUCUGAAAUCAAUUGUCAGAUUAGAUAAGUAAUUAUUGCAUUUUUGUUCUGCUUAUUUCAGGUUUGGAGGGAAAUGUAAAACCUUUAUUUGCCUGAAUCAAGAGGACCCUUGAAGGAUUGAUUAAUAUUAUAUAUAUAUAUACAUACACAUCCAUUCUUAUCGUGAGAACGUGUUGUUCCAUUAGUAUUAAGAUGAUAAAAACUGCUGCCACUUAGCAGUCGGAGGUUAACUUGCACCAAACAAAAGAGAUAUAGCAGACAUUUAAAUGUAAAUUCCCAGUAAAAUAAAAGAUGCACUGGUUUUUAUAUCAAUUCAGUAUCAUAAUACAAAAUAUCUCAGUGUAUUAAUAGUUUCUUACAUCUCUAGUCAUCGGUUUUGUAAAAACAAUGAAACCAAAUUGCUAACCCGCGCUAGCUUUAUGAGAAUAGAAGACGAAAAGAGGUUAGAGGACAAUAUCGGAGGUAUUAUGACUGCAGAUGUGUUUCUGCCAUUAAAAAUGUGUUUUUGAUUAAAUAAAAGAAGGAAUUAUUUUAGACAGAGCAUCUCAACUCAUGGAUCACAACCCAAACCACUGUGGAAGCAACCAAAUAAGCUUUAAAGCACAAAGCGGACCUCUCCUGCAUCAGUCACCUCAGUAUGAUCAGUUUUCAUUCACUGAAUAAAAAGCUGAAGCAGUAAAACCCACAUGCACAAAGGAAAGCUAAAGCUCUGCAAAUCAUCACAAAGAAAUUAUUUGGAUGUCUGUGAGCUCCAAUCUUCGAUCGCAAGUAUUACAAGUCAAUUGUAUUUAGAUUACAUUUUUAAAUUCUACACCAUUGCAGUACAAAGAGACAUUUACAUGUGAAAUUUGCAUUUCUUAACUUUAAACACGCAAUAAUUUAGAUUAAAUACAAAGAAAAAUGUAAUAGUGUGGCUUUGAGCUGGUGACUAUGGUUGCCCAUCACUCAGCAUCAGUGCUUUCCGAAGUAUUUCACUAUUACUUAUGUAGUAUUACCCCAAAACGAAUAUAAGCAGUACAGACUGAUGUGGUUUGUU
Nothobranchius furzeri (turquoise killifish) is the source of this 2258-nucleotide messenger RNA. The record is from RefSeq and is a predicted model, not a curated record. Lineage: Eukaryota; Metazoa; Chordata; Actinopteri; Cyprinodontiformes; Nothobranchiidae.